Messenger RNA from Cavia porcellus (domestic guinea pig), 3739 nucleotides. RefSeq names its product NIPA like domain containing 4 (gene Nipal4). The record is from RefSeq and is a predicted model, not a curated record. Gene Ontology annotation, biological process: magnesium ion transport. The transcript is spliced from 6 exons. Gene Ontology annotation, molecular function: magnesium ion transmembrane transporter activity. Lineage: Eukaryota; Metazoa; Chordata; Mammalia; Rodentia; Caviidae. Bases 259 to 1473 code for a protein of 404 amino acids. Gene Ontology annotation, cellular component: membrane.
GACUCUGCGGCUGGGGGCGCAGAGGCGUCCGCACCCCAAGAGGGCAUGCGCCCCUCUUUGGACCAGAGCGCUGGAUCCCCGGCGCCCAGAGGUGCCCCAGUCGCCGACUGACUCCUCCCCCGGGACUCGGUCCUCCUGCGCGUCAUCCUUCCCACCCCUGGUCGGACCCGGCGCCCGUGCCACGCUGGGACAAGUCGGGGGCGCCGCCGGGAGCCGGAGCCCGGGCGCGCGGCCGCGAUUGUGCAGCGCCCGGGGCCCAUGGAGCUGCGCGCCGGCAACGCCAGCUGCGAGAACGGUUCCCUCAUCAGCCUCUACUGCUCUUCCCAAGAAGUCCUGUGUCAGAUUGUCAGUGGCCUUAGCCCUGAGGUACCCCAAAAUGCCACCUUGGACAGCUGGAAGGAAAGAAUCCGGAAGAACUACGGUUUCUACAUCGGCCUGGGCCUGGCCUUCCUGUCCUGCUUCCUCAUCGGCAGCAGCGUCAUCCUCAAGAAGAAGGGCCUCAUUAGACUCGUGGCCAGUGGGGCCACUCGGGCCGUGGAAGGCGGCUACGGCUACCUGAAGGACACCAUGUGGUGGGCUGGAUUUCUCACCAUGGCUGCUGGAGAAGUUGCCAACUUCGGAGCCUACGCAUUCACCCCUGCAACGAUCGUCACGCCGCUGGGAGCACUGAGUAUCCUCAUAAGUGCCGCACUCUCCUCCUAUUUCCUGGGCGAGAGCUUGAACCUGCUGGGGAAGCUGGGCUGUGCCAUCUGUGUGGCCGGCAGCACCGUGAUGGUGAUACACGCCCCUAAAGAGGAGAAGGUCACUACGGUCACAGAGCUGGCCUCCAAGAUGAAGGACACAGGGUUCAUUGUCUUUGCUGUGCUUUUGCUGGUGUCCUGUCUCAUCCUCAUCUUCAUCGUCGCGCCCCGUUACGGACAAAGGAACAUCCUCAUUUACAUCAUCAUCUGCUCUGUGAUCGGGUCCUUCUCUGUGAUUGCCGUCAAGGGUUUGGGCAUCACCAUUAGGAACUUCUUUCAGGGGCUGCCCGUUGUUCGGCAUCCCCUGCCCUACAUCCUGUCCCUCAUCCUGGCGCUUAGCCUCAGCACUCAGGUCAACUUCCUCAACAGGGCGCUGGACAUUUUUAAUACUUCCCUGGUGUUCCCCAUCUACUAUGUGUUCUUUACUACCAUGGUCGUCACCAACUCCAUCGUCCUGUUCAAGGAGUGGUACAGCAUGACUGCUGUGGAUGUUGUGGGCACCCUGUCUGGCUUCGUCACCAUCAUGUUGGCUGUGUUCAUGCUUCAUGCUUUCAAAGACUUGGAUAUCAGUAGGACCAACUUGCCUCCUAUGCACAAAAACCCCACCCCAGCUCUGGCCCCAGAGCCCACCGUCAUCAGACUGGAAGACAAGAACAUCCUUGUGGAUAAUAUAGAACUUGCCAACACGCCAUCACCAGAAAAGAAGUCCAAGGUAUCUAUAAUCCAUUCAUAAAGAGGGAAUACACACGUGAAAGGAUCAGCCUGGUGGUGCAACCUCAACUCUCAGUGGUAGAACCACCCAGCUGUUUCUGCACCACCGUUGCCCAAUGUGUUUAUACCUCAUCACUGUUUUGAGGAGAAAAAGAAUCCCUACCCCGUAAGUGGGGGUCACAGCACUUCCUGGAAAUAGCCUCAGUGACCAGCUUUGCAGAGGAGCCAGCAGGUAUCCGGGGCCUCCCUUUCCUCUGCACCACUUUCGUGUUGGGAAGAGGAUAGAGUAUGACCUGUUGAAUGUAGCACAGCCCAAGAAUGCCCUGAGAUUCUGGUCAUCAGGAAAUUCUUCAAACCCGUUCUCCUCCUGAGACUGAAUCUCCAUUCCUUAGCCCAAUGAUGCAACAGAGCUGACUCCCAAAAAUCCAGAGCACCUUACCUAGCCUCCCCGUCUAGAGCUGAUGGGUACCAAUGCAAUGCAAAAUAUCUUGUUGCUUUUGCCAUUUACUCUUGGAGCCUAAAACAAGACCCUAGCUGACUUCCUUACUGUGAAAGCCACCUGAUGUCUCAGGGAACCGUUUCACUCGGUCCUUUCUCCAAGCAUUUGAGCCCAGCAGUCAGGAGCUUAGUGUCUUUUGCCCCACUGUACUGCCCUCUUGUCCUCUCGGUGCACAUCCCAAGGAGCCAGUCACUGAGACAGGCAGCCCACAAUCCUAGAACACAAAACAGCAACAACUCCACCUGUAACAAAUACCUCACAGUCAGGCUCUGCCGGCCAAACCUGUCUCUCUCUGCCUUCCGCUGGCGAGAGGGCAGCAGCUGUGCUGGUCUUCGGUGUUCUGGCUGUGCAGCUGAAAUCUGGCAGGAUGCGCUCUCCUCCUAUUUAAGAGUCACCCACAACCUGAUAGGGGAAGGUGGGGGAAAGUCUGAGGUUUGAAGUUAGGGCUCUGCAAAGAUGGUUUCAGACUGGAAAUUAGGAGCUAUCUUUUGGGUUUCUUCUGCUGGCCAACCAGGCACCCAGGCAUGAAAGGCUCUGGGGUAAUUUCUGGGCCAUAGCCUUAGAGGCUUGGCCGGUGCCAUAGCUGUGAAUCUCAGGCAUUAAGCGGGGUGCAGGCUCGGUGGGGCAUGUCUGGUGGCUGUUGAUCAGAUUUGCCAUGGAGCCCUAGUUUCACCGAGGAGCUGCCCACACAGAAGCAGCGUGCCAUGCCUGAGCCAGCACCACCUGCUCUGGGAACUCUCUUUGUCCCCUUGCAUUUGGCUAGGGGCAUCCAUAGAAGAAGUACAGUUUGGGAGAUAUAAUUGUUACCCCUUCCCCUUUUCUAGCUGCAAGCGCAUGAAGGGAACGAGGAACACUGGAAAGGGAAGCUCAGGAACCAGUUCAUCAGAACAAGGAAAGAAUAGACCCUCAGCCCUGCACUGAUGCAGAGACUCUGGCGGGAGUCCCUUCCUGCGAGCUGUGUUCACAUCUUGUGGCCUAAGUGUGGCCAAGCUCUCAAUGCACCUGCAGGUCUUAGAGCUCCAGAAGGCUUCGUGGGCCCACACUCUGGCCCCCUGCAUCUCCAGCUUCAGAUCCUCAGUUUUUAAUGAACACCAUUUCAUUCUGUAACUAAUAUCAGUGCAACACCACUGAUCUCAAGAAUGGCCGUAACUGAGAGCCCUGAAAGCAUGAGCUACGGGGUUAAUGACUCCAACUUCAGACUGUUUGACACAAGCACCUUAAGAUUCCAUGAACAUGGAACAAUUAAAUUUGUUGCUCUGGAGCUGGGAGAUCAGUCCCCAGUCUCUGGAAGCAGGGCUACCAAGAAAAGCCUUCCAGCAUCUUCUAGAGCUGUGCUGUCACUUUGAGUGGGACAAGUUGUUUUCUAAGGGUGCACUGAAGACAACUUUUCCCUAGUUGAAUCCAGAGUCCUUGCCAGACACCAGCAAUAGUAGGUGUUCCAUGUGGACUGUCCCUUUGACACCCCUCGAAUUCCCAAUUCUUUUUUACUUCUAAUUUACAUGUGCAGAAAGGGAUUCAGGUUAAUUGGCCAAGGUCACACAGCCAGUAGGAGAUGAAAUUGAUAUCUGGUUCCAAGCCCACAGCCUCAGCCACCAGUGUGUCUCUCCAGAGGACUGUAUCUGACCCCUCUCCAUCAUCUGAUACUACUGUGUUUUCUCGUAAUCUGUGCUAUCUCGUCUGAAUGUAAACUCCACACAAGCUUGUCUUGAUUUACUGCUUACCCUCUGAACCUGGUACACAGUUGGCAUUAAAAAAAAAUCUGUUGAUUUUUAAUGAAGGAACAACUCCA